Talaromyces marneffei is the source of this 2400-nucleotide messenger RNA. RefSeq lists its product as uncharacterized. The transcript has 4 exons. The record is from RefSeq and is a predicted model, not a curated record. Lineage: Eukaryota; Fungi; Ascomycota; Eurotiomycetes; Eurotiales; Trichocomaceae. The coding region runs from base 1 to 2400 and encodes 799 amino acids.
AUGCUACCUGAAUUUCUACAGAGUAGUUACGUGCGCUACAAAGCAGAUACAAAUACGUUUGCAACAUGGCUACUGGAGACGGCCAACCAAUGUGGCUAUCAUCCACCUACCCUCUCUACUGCCGUUCCUAAGGCGAAAAGGCUUGCCGAUAUAGUUGCCAAUUCUGCUCUCACGGUACCUAAGUCAAUUCUCACUAUCGCGAAACGCGCCAUCAGAUUAAGAAAAGCGGUCACUUCCUGGUUCUUAGGCCAGGGAGACUCUACGAACAAUAAGCGUCAUGCUCAUUUCAUCACUACGCUGGAGCAGAUCUGUGAGACUCUUGAAUGGAAGACCAACCAGUCCUCGAAACCAGACGUUAAGCAGCCAGUGCCGACUUCUAAAGCUCAAGGUGACGAUGGCGAUACAGAGAGGUUUCUCAACAAAUUCGCUGUUCUCACAAUUGUCAAGGUGACUGUUGUUGAAGAGGACGACAAUGAGGCAGCAGACUCCUACCUUGGUCAUUUGUUCUUCAAGACCCUCUGCUUACUUCAAGACCUGAACAACAUACGAAUGUUCAUUUCCAUCACCUGGUCGGAGUAUAGAGAUAAGAAAAUUGACCUUAUGAACGCAGCUGUUGUGACUGACAGUGCUUUGCAACUUACCCGAGAUCUUGUAGAGGAGGUGGAGGCUGACUGGCGCACGUCGCUUACGGGGAAAAGGGAUCAUGUCCAAAAUAUUGUCUACAAUCUCGCUGUUUCUACCCGCGGCAUUUCUGCGGCUCCAUCCAUUGAAAUCGGCCUACCAUACAACAAGAACAUGGCCGAUAUAGCCGACUGGUGCUAUCUGCCAACUAAGGUCCUGCUUGAGUCCUUUGCAAAUGUUCUCCAGGACAACAAUCAGCCAGUCUUUAAAAAUGGGUAUUUUGGUUCCUAUAAUCCGGCUGCGGACAGAGAACGGAUGUCCCUAAGUCAAAAAUUCAACGAAGACAAAAUCAUCCUUCUUUCGAUUUUGCCAGAGUUUUGCAUGGUCGAUACAUUCAAAAUCCAGAUGCCUACUGAGGACGCGAUUACUCGAGGCCUUGUUGAAUUUGCCAAGACCAAAAGGGUCACUUUGUGGCUUUGCUUCGCCUCCCAGAUCUUCCUCGACGUUCAUCACGUCAUGCGAUACAGUACCAUGGGUGGUGCAUUUGGGGAUCUCCGAAUGUCUGGGCUUCGCAUCCAGAAGACUAUCGAUGACUUCCUGCAACUGUCUAAAACACAUCCUCAGCCCAAAUUCUGGCCAAAGGAGGGUGACGAAGAGAUUCGAAAUAUAAGUUCAACCGUGAAAUCAUGGAUCAUACAAGAUCUGUUCUUAGAUAUUCGAGUCUUCUCUGGACUUGAUAAGAUCGGCUCCACGCCCGAAAAGCAUGCACUCUUCUCGCAGCAUUCCAUCCUGUGCGGCUUGAUCCUGUUCAACCUCAAUACUCGUAUGCAGUUAGUUGGCCAGCAGCUCGUCACCCAAUGGUACGACGUCCAACAACUGGCUUUCUUGCACAACCUUGCCAUAAAUUCCCCAACGCACAAAGACCUAAGAUGGCCUGAUAUGGGUGCUUUUGUUAAGAUCCAUGGCGAGUCUCAUAUCUUCAUUGCCACGGGCAUCUCAUCCGCUGCCAAUUUUGCCCGCAAUUCCCGGAAAAAAGGAUUUCAUACCCCUGAUGGUAAAAAUUCCCGCGUGCGCAAGCCCACCACGGAGAUUGCAAACUUGUUUUUCGCCUAUUACGUUGACGGUUCUGAGCAAGAUGCCGGGUUUGUAAACAUUAAUAGAAUCCUGGACAAGCUCUUACAGAAAUCGAAACUUGAAUCACAUAGCAAGGAGCUUCGGAAAGCCAAUCCAGAACACUUCAUUACCCGAAAGUGGUCUUAUACCCACCACAUUGACGCACUGCAGCUCCUCGCCUUCCUGAAGGCCAAGCUAUAUGAAGAGGAGCCUAUCAUCUUGUACAACUACUUCGGCAUGCAUAAACGCUCCGUAGAGUUACUAAGACUGAUCCGAGACAAAGAGCACCACAAAUUUGUCCAAUAUUUCACCUCAGCGUACAUGCCUGAUGAGUCUUUCAUAUCGAACAUCGUUAUCCUCACCCAUCACGUUGCGCAAGGCUCGGCUCAAAGUGCGUGUGCAAUGGGGCUUUCAUCUGAUGGGACUGGGAUAGUGAGUCGUAUCGUUAUGAGCGUUGGCGACGUGAUGCGGGAAUACUUGAAGAAGAAUGGAGAUGUUGCAUGCAAAGAGCUGAGAGUGUUUUGCAGGAACAAGAAGGCAAUUCAAGAUGACGUUGCUCAUGAUAAGGGCAAAUCAGCCGAUCUGGUGUAUUCUUGGCUCAGUCUUGAGGAUGUUCUGGGUCCCAAGCGCGUGGCCUCGCUCAUGACUGGGAUCCCGAUAGCCUGA